Messenger RNA from Topomyia yanbarensis, 3072 nucleotides. Its product is annotated as transcription factor cwo-like. Gene Ontology annotation, biological process: regulation of circadian rhythm; regulation of neurogenesis; anterior/posterior pattern specification. Gene Ontology annotation, cellular component: nucleus. The transcript is spliced from 2 exons. The coding region runs from base 227 to 1582 and encodes 451 amino acids. Lineage: Eukaryota; Metazoa; Arthropoda; Insecta; Diptera; Culicidae. Gene Ontology annotation, molecular function: protein dimerization activity; DNA-binding transcription factor activity, RNA polymerase II-specific; RNA polymerase II cis-regulatory region sequence-specific DNA binding. The record is from RefSeq and is a predicted model, not a curated record.
UUGUAGGGGCCUUUUUUAGUUAUUUUCCUUAGCUUGGCUUCAAUAUCCACUAAUGAACCGCUUCUUCUUGAUGUGAUCAACCAUGCCUAAACUCAUCCACGAUACCAGCACGGUGCUGGCAGCACUGUUUAACAAAAUUUACUAAACAUGCGAACAACAUAUCUUCUCUUCCUUUCAGCAAGAUCCAUUAUCACAUCGAAUAAUAGAGAAACGACGACGUGAUCGAAUGAACUCCUGCCUGGCAGAUCUCUCGCGGCUGAUUCCACAGCAGUACAUGCGCAAAGGACGCGGUCGCGUCGAGAAGACCGAAAUCAUCGAGAUGGCCAUCCGACACCUGAAGAACCUGCAAAACCAAGAAUGCGCUCGCGAGUCAUCGUGUGCCGAGCAGUACAGACUGGGUUACAACGAUUGCCUCACCGAAGCGGCCAAAUUCAUGCUGCGCGAACGGGGCGAAGAAAUGUGCUACCGAAUGGUGGCCCAUCUGAAGGAACACUGCAGUGAAAUUAUGAAAGGUGAACAGAUGAAAUCCCGCUGCGGUUCGGAGAUUCCAAACGGUGGCAGUCCAGUGUACCUACAUCCGGGUCCUCUAUCGUCACUGCGUGAAAUGCUAUCCUGCCCCUCGGACUUGGAGCAUAGUAGUAACGAUCAUCACGACGUUAAGGAUCUUAGCUUCCGCAGCAGCACCAACAGUUGCAGCAGUAAUCCACCACAGGCUGCCGUGAUCACCUCAACCGCGCCGAGUAGUGUACAACACUUGGAUACUUCGAGCAACCAUUCUACGGUCGAUUUUGAAGCUUCGUCACCCUCUCGUAUUUCCACCAGUUCCAACAAUGGGGCGCUGCACCACUUCCAGCAGGACACCAACAACAACAUCAACGCUCAGCACGAAAGUGUCCUACGGAACAUCCGUAUGCGGAAGUUUUCUGAAACGUCGCCGGAGCACGAGCAUAACCACAACAGCUACAAAUUCAAGAACUACAUUCAGCAACGUUUCUCGCAAGACACCCAUGGUAACGAGAAUGGUCACAUAACGGAUGGUCCACAUAGUCCAUCCUCUCUUCAUGAGGAUCAUCAGAUGGCUGAUGUACCGCCCCUGUCGCAAGAAAAACCAGUUAUGAAUGGACUUGGACCCAAGCGUAAACCCGAAUGUGUCCCAAACAUUGAUGGCUGCGACGAGCCACUGUCCCUGAAACGGAAAGCAGUCUCGAUAGAGCAACUGUCACAUGCGACGCUGGUUCAAGACGAUCGGGACGACCUGAUAAUGGACAAGAAACCUAAAAACGGUCUCACAGAGUUCAAGAACGAACAUAUGGCGAGAGGCUCUUAUGCGUCCUACACCGUUCCAAUCUUUGCUUGCCAUACUCAGGGCUUCUAUAUCCCUCUUAACGUGGACUACGAUGCUUUACUGCCAUACCUGAACGGAAUUGAUUUGUUUGGAAAGAACUACCCGCAGAUGCCACCGUUGCAUCCUAUUAACAUAAACGUCAACUACUCCUCUGCCAGUCUGCUGAAAACGGCCAUGAAUGGGCUAACCUCGAUCGGAAAGGCCAAGCUAGUCGAAGGGCUAGUUAAUGGUUGCUAGAGUGUGGGUGGUGGUUAAAGUAAAAAAAAACUUUACAACAAGUGAAAUGCAAAAAGUUAUUUUGUCCCAAUAUUUUGUUCUCUUGUUCUGAAACGAAGCAUUGUAUAAAAUGCAGGUCUACUGUGCUUCUUGUGGAAUACGCAUGGAUAUAGUGUUAAUAACCUUUGAGCAGUGUUGAACACAUGUUGCUGUUCGUGUUGCUGCACAGUCUAAAUCAUACAAUGUUUCGGCAUCUGGCAGCUUGAACCGUUCGGAUUCGAAUUCAUCCAGAAAUGUUAUUGCACAUCCGGAAUUUUGUUCUUCUCUAGAUUUUAAUUGGCUGCUUGGGUAAGGAUAGUACAUACGGACACAAGUUUAAAAGAUCAUAAAAUAAGGAAUGAAGGACUACAAUCUUGUAUUGAUAGGAAAUAACACAAAAGAAUAGAUCACAUCGCAUAAUUUUUGGAAAUAGGUUCUGUAAGAAAAUUUAUCGGAACCUAUUUCAGGCGUUUCAGUCAUAAUUGCUAUCUCCAUACGUAGGAAACAUAAAAGACACAGUAAACAAACGCAGAUUCAUAAGACUAAGCCAAACAAAAAACCCAACCCCGAUAAGUGCAUUUUCGCCAUUUUAAACUGCAUUUGCCCUUUUAAUUAUGUAUACGUAAAAGCCCCGUGUAUUGUUUUAAUUGGAACUAGAAAAGAUUUGCUUACUUAAUCACCUAAUUGCCGCAGAUUAAAAGUGUUUGAAAAUACGAUAUACAAACUGUAACAAAACAUAAUACUGCAACAGAAGAGUAGAAAUUCCAUUGCUAUCUUUGGAAGAACCAAGUAAAACUGACUAAUAACAAAUAAGCUGAUAGAAACGAGGUAUGUGUAAUUGUAUAGUUAAACUCAGGUAUACACUAUUUUUAGCAUAACAGAAAAAAUCCCAUGCAGAAUAGAUAGCGAAUAAAAAUAAUUCAAUAGCGAAUGGCGAGCAAGCGUAACUGUGCGUAACAAUUAUGAACACAAGAAAGCACGCAGUAUAAACAUAUAGGACAACAACGUUACAAACCAGAUUGUAUAGGACAAGCCACUUGUUAAUAGAACCUACCUUCUUUUGUAAAUCAUCUUAACAGAGUCAGUGAUGCCACCAACCCGUCAUUUUUUUAACUGGUUGUGUUUCAUGAUUUUUUUUACUAUCAAAUAUAAUUAAAUUAAAAUCUUUUAAUCUGUGAUACUGAUUAACAACGGAAACCAACAAAACGACGGAAAACUGUUACGGCAGAACGAAUGCAUGCAUGAAUGCAGAGACCUUUCUAGAGAUUGUUUGAUGGUCAAACAAAUUGAGAACUGAAACGUAUAAAUGCUUUGUAUAAACCAAUCAGUCGCUUUUUGUCUUGUAUAUUUGUAACUAAGAGCAGAGACAACAACAAAACUACAAGAAGAGAAACAUUUUUGAUGAAACAUGAGUAGACAAGUGCUGUAAUUAAUGAUAGAAAGUCAACCAAAUAAAAUGUCAUAAUUAUAAA